AUGUGGAGUCAGUUAAGUGUUACAGGAGGGGAAAGCCUGAAAGAAAAUAGCCCUGGCAAGGAGACCCCAGAAAAGAAGAUAACUCCACUGAGUUCAGUGACAAAUGACUUCAAGAUUGACAGUUGUUCAUCAAGUAGUGAACUAGCUUCAGGGCUAACUGUGGAGCAUGAUGUUUCCAGUUGUCCCCUGAGCUGUUCAGACACAGACUCAUAUACAAAGAGUACCGAAGAGAGUAGAAGUAGCUUCUCAUCACCUGAAAUCUUCAGAGGAUCAGACUGUUUGGAUUGGGAGCAUCCCAAGUUGGAAGAUUACAAGACCUGCAAGAAUUCCACUCUUCUAGACACCAGUAAAGCAGUAGCUGUAGAAAAGGUACCACAGCUUGCAAACCUCUCAGCAAUUUUGAGUUCUUCUUCAGAAAACUAUGAGGAAUACCAUAGAAAAAUAGGGAUGACAUUAGAAGCCCCACAUAUUUCUCCUGAACCAAAGUAUACUUCAAAUUUAACAUCAGUGUUGGAAAAUGCAGUGUCUGGGGUUAUAUUUGCUGAGAAAACUGGCCCUCCAACCAUCAAAAAAACAAAGAAAAAACCUGAAAAAGAAUCUGAAGAUAGAGGUCUACAAGUUCAAAUGAAGUUAAGCUCUGGCCAUCUCGACAACAAGGCUGCAUUCCCCCAUCAUAGUUCAGCUCUUGAAAGUAUUGCAGUCAGGGAUGCUCUGCUGCCUCAAUCCCUGGAACCUUUGUCAAAAAAAAGUUCUACUCCUCCUGAUAAGCGAAGCAAAGCCCUGUUAACGAGUACACCAUCUUCUGACACAGCUGACUUUGUGAUUGAUUUGUCUCCAGUGCAAAAUGUAUCUUUUGAAGAACUAUUUCCAAAUGUCAGCAAUUAUGUUAACUCAAGUGAAGUUGUUCCUGUGUCAAGUUGGCAAGAAAGUUCUUCAAGUGAGUUUCCUUCAUAUGCAUCUGAGAUCUGUUGUAUUAUUCGGGCAUCACCAGGAACUAGACAGAUGAGAAGUAAAGAUACUGCUGUGAAGAAAAAGUGUUCUCCUCCUCAAGAUGUUACUCCAGAUAUUAUAAUGAAGACAAAUGGCAGAACAUAA
This is a messenger RNA of Cricetulus griseus (Chinese hamster), 1095 nucleotides long. The record is from RefSeq and is a predicted model, not a curated record. NCBI's taxonomy places the organism in Eukaryota, Metazoa, Chordata, Mammalia, Rodentia, Cricetidae.